Messenger RNA from Amaranthus tricolor (Joseph's coat), 2256 nucleotides. RefSeq names its product protein NRT1/ PTR FAMILY 6.1-like. The coding region runs from base 275 to 2083 and encodes 602 amino acids. NCBI's taxonomy places the organism in Eukaryota, Viridiplantae, Streptophyta, Magnoliopsida, Caryophyllales, Amaranthaceae. The transcript has 4 exons. Gene Ontology annotation, cellular component: membrane. The record is from RefSeq and is a predicted model, not a curated record. Gene Ontology annotation, biological process: transmembrane transport; oligopeptide transport. Gene Ontology annotation, molecular function: transmembrane transporter activity.
UAAAAUGAUAAGAAAACAAAAUUUGAUAAAUAUUGUCAAAAAUAGGUGAGCAUAAAAUCUCUGUCAACCACAACAACUAAUAACAGAUCUUCAAAAUUAAUAAAUUAAUGUGGUCCAUCAUGUGUAGCAUACACCCAAAAUGAAAUUCUCACAUAUUUUGUGCCACAGAUUAACAAAACACAGAUAAAUUUCAGCUACGAGGCUGUGUACCUGACGUUGGUAGUAGAAAAACCGGUCGCCUGAAGGUGAAGUCUUCGUGAUAUCAGCACCAGCGAUGGAAAUGGAGCGAAGUGGAAUCAUAAACUCGCCUGAAAGUGAGUCGGAUGACAGACGAACGCCUCUUGGUGGAGGUUAUACUGUAGGAAGUAUACCUGUUAAUAUUCGCGGGAAGCCUAUGUUUGAUGCGGAUCUCUCUAAGACAGGAGGCUGGAUUGCGGCCUUUUUCAUCUUUGGAAAUGAAAUGGCCGAGAGAAUGGCUUACUUUGGUCUGUCGGUGAACAUGGUGGCUUUUAUGUUUUAUGUCAUGCAUCGACCCUUCUCGAGUUCUGCCAAUGCUGUAAAUAAUUUCCUCGGGAUAUCACAAGUGUCUUCUGUGCUUGGAGGCUUUCUAGCUGAUGCCUAUCUUGGUCGAUAUUGGACUAUUGCAAUCUUUACAACCAUCUAUCUAAUGGGGCUGACAGGAAUAACGAUAUGUGCAACAAUGAAGGUAUUUAUGCCAAACCAAGAACAAUGUGAUGAGAUAUCACUCCUCCUAGGCAGUUGUGAGCCUGCAAAGACAUGGCAGAUGUUUUAUCUAUACACGGUUCUCUAUAUAACAGGAUUUGGAGCAGCUGGCAUAAGGCCGUGUGUCUCUUCUUUCGGAGCUGAUCAGUUUGAUGAAAAGAGUAAAGACUACAAGGCUCAUUUGGACAAGUUCUUCAACGUGUUUUACCUCUCCGUCACCGUUGGAGCUAUCAUAGCCUUCACUGCAAUCGUCUAUAUCCAAAUGCAACAUGGCUGGGGACUGGCAUUUGGUUCGUUAGCCUUAGGGAUGGGCAUAUCUAAUGUACUCUUCUUUAUCGGCACUCCUACUUACCGGCAUAGGCUGCCUGGUGGAAGUCCAUUGACACGUGUAGCACAAGUUCUGGUCUCAGCCUUCCGAAAAAGAAAUGCUUCUUUCACUACCAGUGAGACGGUUGCCUUAUACGAGCUUCCGGGAAAACAAUGUGCCAUCAAAGGCAGUGCCAAAAUUCCCCAUACUGAUGACUUCAGAUGUUUGGACAAAGCAUCCCUAAAGCUGCCAGAAGAUGGCCCAAAUCCAAGCCCAUGGAGACUUUGUACAGUUACCCAAGUGGAAGAAGUUAAAAUCUUGAUUAAAUUGUUACCUAUACCAGCCUGCACGAUUAUGCUGAGUGUCGUCCUAACUGAGUUUCUGACUCUGUCGGUUCAACAAGCCUACACUUUAAAUACCCACUUAGGCCAUUUCAAAGUACCUGUGACAUGCAUGCCUGUAUUUCCUGCCCUAAGCAUCUUCCUUGUGCUCUCCCUUUAUUACUACGUAUUCGUUCCAAUAGCAAGACGCAUCACAGGACAUCCUCAUGGAGCCUCUCAGCUUCAAAGAGUAGGCAUCGGCCUUGGAAUCUCCAUCCUCUCAGUUGCAUGGGCGGGAGUUUUCGAGAGGAUCAGGAGACAUUAUGCCAUAAGCCAUGAUUACGAGUACAACUUUCUCACCCCGAUGCCAAAUCUGAGUGCUUAUUGGCUGCUAAUUCAGUACUGUCUCCUCGGUAUUGCUGAAGUCUUCUGCAUCGUGGGAUUACUAGAGUUCUUAUAUGAAGAGGCUCCAGAUGCCAUGAGAAGCAUAGGAUCAGCCUAUGCAGCAGUUGCAGGAGGCCUGGGCUGUUUUGCAGCAACCAUUUUGAACAACAUUAUUAAGGCUGCCACGGUCGAUAAGCGACGGAGCAACCUUUCUUGGCUAUCCCAGAACAUCAACACUAGCAGAUUUGAUUACUUAUAUUGGCUUCUUACAGGACUCAGUAUCAUCAACUUCUGUGUUUUCCUUUAUGUUGCUCACAGAUACAAAUACAGAAUAGUUCAAGCAGGAUAACAAUGGAGGAAAGAAGCAUCAGAUCAGCUUUACAUCAAAAACUUUUUUAACCCAAAGUGACUGAUUUAUUUUACUGCAGUUCUGCAGCCUUUACACAAAACAGAAAGCAUGUGAAAAGUUCAUCCCUAGUUACACUGUGUAAUCUACAUUCUUUCUGCCACUUUUAACUUCAA